AUGAAAGUUUUAUUAUUUUUAAAUAUCGUAUUUUUAUAUAAAUCAGCCCUUGGGAUUAAUGUAACAACGGGCGUGGAGGAUGCCAUCUUAAGUCCGUCUUCUGCAACUGAGGAAACUUUACUGGACGAUGCUCUUUUCCAGGGGUUGGUUGAAGGUUACACGUUCACUUUGGACUGUGUUACCAUGUCCAAACAUGAACACGACGAUCCUGAAAAGAUUGAAAAGGAGCUAAACAAGGAGCAUGACCGGAAUCUAAAGGAAGCAAGUUUGGAUGGAGAAUAUAUGACCAAACAUCGUACAAUGGAGUCACAAAAGGUUGACAAAAAGGAGGCGGAUUUAUUUACUGAAUUGAAUAUAUUAAUGCACUUUCUUAACUCAAGGGGCCAAGAGUGGUCCUUAAAAGAGCCUAAGGAGUUGGAUUUUGAGGAGAGUAAUGAAAAACACAUGGUCUUUGUAAGUUCAGCAAACGAUCACGCUGAAAUAAAGAUACCUCAAAACAUGUUCUAUUCAGUCGGCAACAUGAAAAAAAGUAAGAUUAACAACUAA
Molecule: messenger RNA, 546 nt
Organism: Theileria parva strain Muguga
Lineage: Eukaryota; Apicomplexa; Aconoidasida; Piroplasmida; Theileriidae
Exons: 2
Coding region: 1-546 (181 amino acids)
Source: RefSeq, a predicted model, not a curated record